Molecule: messenger RNA, 7125 nt
Organism: Bombina bombina (fire-bellied toad)
Lineage: Eukaryota; Metazoa; Chordata; Amphibia; Anura; Bombinatoridae
Gene: PLCE1
Product: phospholipase C epsilon 1
Biological process (GO): lipid metabolic process; phosphatidylinositol-mediated signaling; small GTPase-mediated signal transduction
Molecular function (GO): guanyl-nucleotide exchange factor activity; phosphatidylinositol-4,5-bisphosphate phospholipase C activity
Source: RefSeq, a predicted model, not a curated record
ACAAAGUGUUUAUUUACGCUGGUGACAUCAAGGAAAUUAUUUACAAUGCUGAUUUUUGUUUAGAAAAAAAAUAUGACAAUUAAUAUUCUAAAUUUGAACUUGGGCUACAAGAUACAGAGCUGAAACGCUUAUUUCAGUAUGACCUCCGAAGAUACAGCUGCAGCUAUUGUUUUACCACUAAUAGAAGGGAAAUUGAUAUCAUCUCAGUCAGUGGGGAAUGAAAAUUGGGAAAAUACUUUGGAUACUAGUGUUAUAAAAAGACACACUACUGGAAGAGAACAAGAUAAAGCUAAGAGGGUGCCGUACUUAACCACAUGUAAGGAGUACUGCCUUCAGAAUGAUACAACAAACACAUUUUCUUUAACAAACAAAGAAGAAAUCAGGGAACCUUGUCGUAACAGUGGCGUCUUGGGAGAAAAUAACUGCAUAUCUCAUGCACUUGACUUUUUCAACAUUGACUGCAAAAUCCUUGAGAAACCUUGCAAACGUUACUUUCAUCUGAAUCAGUUUUAUAGGUCGUACAAUACAUUAAAAGAAAACAGUAUUUAUAUGGAACCAAGAAUUCCUGCUAUGCUGACAGAAAUUCAUUUUAAAAUAGAUACUCCGAAGGAAAGCAGGGCAUUAAAUAGUCAGUUAACAGUGAAUGAUCACUGCACAGAUGAGGCCAGUAGCAUUCCAGCAUUGCAUUUAAGCUACUCCACAGAGAAGAGAUUAUCAAGUGCAAUAUGUACCACAAAUAACAGCUAUAUUUUUGGCAACAGUUUGCAGACAGUAAGAAAAAAAUGUAAUGACACUUUAGGAACUUGCGCUUGUGAAUUGAAUGAGCCCUGUGAAAAUUGUAGCUAUGUGGAUGCACAGUCAUUUUGCUGUUGUGAAAAAGUUUGUCAUUUUAAUGUUAAAACUACAGUAAAUUUGGAAAACACACUGGCACUUCCAAGUAAUACUUUCCCUUGUAUCAUGUCUUCUAAGUCAUUGCAAAAGCAUCCUGAAGAGUCAAGUGAAAGUUGUGACGGAACAGAGAAUGAGUUUUCUAAAAGCAAAAAGGAUCGUUCAGCUUUACUUGUCAGAAGAUUCUGUAAAAACUAUAAAGAAGUGAAAAAGUCGGUUUAUACUGGAACAAAUACAAAUAUUAAAUCUUUACCUUCAGGCUACAUUGGAGCUGCAGUUUGUUGUUAUGCUCAGAAAAAGCCAGCUUUGCAAACUCUCUGGCUUACUAAGAAUUUAAUGGUAUGUUCUGUAUCAAUCAGAAGAAAAGCUCUCCUCUACUAUUUUGCAACGAGCAUAAUAUGCGAGAUAAACAAUGUAGGACUAUUUGAUGAAGAUACUGGUCACUUAUGUCUGUACGCACUAGAAAAACGUCUAAUUUCCGUUGGGGUCUGUCAAAAAAAGAGCAAUGACUCAUCUUUGAAACAAGAUGUUAACACUGGAUUUUGCGCUACUCUUUAUCGAACAGCUGUUUCUGACUUCAUAAGUGGAGCACUGCUGGAGGCAACGACGUCUCUGGGAGCACGGAGUGGUCUAUUGAACCCGUUCACCAGUUCGUUUGGAAGAACCAUGCUGAAGGAACGCCCGCUGGGUUCAACUAUGGCAUCAAAUAACUUACCACCGAAUGCAGCAGGGCUAAGUAAAGAGUUGGUUGACCUACAGUACCUUAUUCAAUUCCCAGAAGAGAUUGCAAGCAUUCUUACUACUCAAGAGCAGGAGAUUUAUAGAAGAGUUUUACCCAUAGACUACCUCUUCUUUUUGACCAAAGACCUGGGUAAUUCAGAAUGUGACUCUAAUCUUAGAGACAUUAAAACCUCCUUAUCUGCCUCUCUGUUAAAAUUGAAGAGUGAGGAACACAAUACUGUGGAAGAACUUGUGGCAAGAUUUAAUGAGGUUAGCUCUUGGGUGACAUGGCUGAUUCUAGCUGCAGGUUCCAUGGAGGAGAAACGUGAAGUCUUCUCACACUUAGUCCAUAUUGCUAAGUGCUGUUGGAACAUGGGCAAUUACAAUGCCGUGAUGGAAUUCCUGGCAGGACUCAGAUCAAGAAAAGUCUUAAAAAUGUGGCAAUUUAUGGAUCAGUCCGACAUUGAAACUAUGAGAAGCUUAAAAGAUGCUAUGGCCCAACACGAAUCAUCUUCAGAGUACAGAAAAGUGGUUAACAGAGCUUUGAAUAUACCUGGCUGUAAAGUGGUUCCGUUUUGUGGAGUUUUUUUAAAGGAACUUUGCGACGUUUUGGAUGGAGCAGCGAGUAUCAUCAGCCUUUGUCCACUUUACAAUUCUCAGAAUGAAACAUUAGAGUUUGUUUCAGAUUACAAUGGACAAGACAACUUUUUGCAGCGUGUGGGAAAAGAUGGAUUGAAUAACACCGAAAAAGAAUCUACAGUGAACAAUAUCCUGCAAACCAUUCGCAGUUGCAAUCGUAGCUUAGAAUCUGAGGAGGGCGAAGAUGGCUUCAGUGACGGCAACAUUUCAAGAAAAAACUCAGUAAUGGAUAGAAAUAGAUUUCAGUUUAUCAUGGGAGACCUUUCUGAUUCGGAAAGUGAUAUUUUUGAGCAGUCAAACGAUUGGGACUUGCAUGGAAAUGAAGAACAGCAGCAGGCAUUCAGCCAUGGCAUAGAACUUAUUCCCUGGUAUGUGUUAUCAAUAAGAGCUGAUGUCUACCAGUUUCUUCAGCAAGGAGUUACUGUCAUUCGUUAUGAUCAGGAGACGCACAUUUCAGUUCGCUGUUUUCUUCAACUUCAACCAGACAACAGUACAUUGACAUGGACAAAACCAUCCACAACAUGCCUUGCAAACACUAAAAAUAAACUGGGUGUCCUAGGUAGCAGUGCAGAGAUUAAAUUUCAAUUUCUUGCCAGUGCAGGAAUCAAUGGACUUGCUGACGGAUUCUUGGACUUGUUCUCAGUAAAGGCUGUUUACAUGGGACAUCCGGGCAUUGAUAUGCACACUGUGUGUGUUCAAAACAAACUCUGUAAUAUGAACCUGGAAGAAAAUGGAGUUACUUUACUUUUUGGACUUCAUACUACUGACAAUAAGUUGUUGCACUUUGUAGCUCCCAAGUAUACAGCCAAAACAUUGUACGAUGGAUUGCUGGAGCUAACCAAAGCAGUGAGGAAGAUUAAAAAAUUUCCUGAUCAGAGGUUGCAGUGGUUAAGGAAACAAUAUGUUAGUCUCUACCAGGAGGACAACAGAUUUGAAGGCCCAACCUUAGCACAAGCUGUUGAACUAUUUGGAGGCAGGCGCUGGAGUACAAGAAACACAGGCACUGGCACCUUAAUAAAAAACACUGAGAAACCUACUGUGCAGAGAAAUAAUACACUGGGGAUAAGUGGAACCAAGAAAAAGAAGAAAGUUCUUAUGAGGGGUGAAAGUGGAGAUGCGGCAGAUGAUGAAAUGGCUACUCGUAAAAGCAAAAAUUGCAAAGAAUGUAGAAGCAGAAGUGGUUCUGAUCCACCAGAAACUGAUGAGCAAGAGGAACAAGAUCAGAAUCUUGUGAGUGGUAUUACGUUAUCUAAUACACUUCCAUCACGAAGAGCCUAUUCAGUGUCUGCAUCUGGGUCGCCAAACCUGACCCCCGGAUCUACAGCACCAGCGAGACCGGCCUCUUCACCAGUCUUGUCCGGUUCAAACAAGCCACAGUGCAACAAUUGGAGUAGCUCGAGCUGGCACGGUCGAGUCAAGGGAGGAAUGAAGGGCUUUCAGUCAUUUAUGGUUUCUGAUAGCAGCAUGAACUUUAUUGAAUUUGUAGAACUUUUCAAGUCUUUCAGUGUACGAAGCCGCAAGGACCUCAAAGCUUUUGAUGUGUAUGCUGUAGCUUGUAACCGGCUGGGUACAGAAUCUAUCCCACUAUAUACCAAUCUUACAAUUGAUGAAAAUACCAGCGGUGUUCAGCCAGAUUUAGAUUUAUUGACCAGGAAUGUUUCAGAUUUGGGUCUAUUCAUUCGCAGUAGGCAGCAAUUGUCUGAAAACCAGAGGCAAAUCUCAGACGCUAUUGCUGCUGCCAGCAUUGUAACUAAUGGUACGGGAGUUGAGAGCACAUCUGGAAUUUUUGGAAUGGGAAUACAACAAUUUAAUGAUUUCUUGGUGAAUUGUCAAGGUGAACACUACACAUAUGAUGAAGUCCUCAGCAUUAUACAGAAAUUUGAACCAAGCAUCAGUAUGCGUCAGCAAGGUCUUAUGUCAUUUGAAGGCUUUGCAAGGUAUCUGAUGGAUAAAGACAAUUUUGCAUCAAGAAACGAUGAGUCUCAAAUAAAUGUUGAAGAACUUCAGUUUCCACUAUCUUAUUAUUUCAUAGAAUCUUCCCACAACACUUACUUACCUGGCCAUCAACUAAAAGGAGAAUCGUCCGUUGAGCUUUAUAGUCAGGUUCUCUUGCAAGGCUGCAGAAGUGUUGAAUUAGAUUGCUGGGAUGGAGAUGAUGGAAUGCCUAUUAUAUAUCAUGGUCAUACACUAACAACAAAAAUACCCUUUAAGGAUGUGAUUGAAGCAAUUGACCGUAAUGCAUUCAUUAAAUCUGAAAUGCCUAUUGUACUGUCUAUAGAGAACCACUGUUCAUUACCACAGCAGCGAAAAAUGGCAGACAUUUUAAGUGUCUUUGGUGAGAAAUUGGUCACAAAGUUUUUAUUUGAGAGUGAUUUCUCCGAUGAUCCUAUGCUCCCUUCACCUUGGCAAUUAAAGAAGAAAGUACUUCUGAAAAACAAGAAGCUCAAAGCCCACCAGACACCCGUGGAUAUUUUAAAGCAGAAAGCUCAUCAACUAGCAAACAUGCAAGCACAAGCCAGCAACGGCACUCAGGUACUAAACACCAGCGCCAACAACGAAGAGGAAGACGAUGAAGAAGAUGAGUAUGAUUAUGACUACGAAUCUCUUUCGAUGGAUAACAUUCUUGAUGACCGACCCGAACAUAAAAUAUGCAGCGAAAAACUACAAUUUGAAUAUAACGAGGAAACUCAGAGGAUCAAGAAGGCUGACAACAGUGUUGUUAACAGCAAAGGAAAGAUAUAUGACAUGGAAUUAGAUGAAGAAUUUUAUCUUCCACAAAAUAAAAAAGAAAGCAGACAAAUAGCACCCGAGCUUUCUGACCUUAUCAUAUACUGUCAGGCUGUAAAGUUUCCUGGCCUUUCAACGUUAAACCCAUAUGGAUCGGCCAGGGGAAAGGAAAGAAAAAGCAGGAAGUCCAUUUUUGGCAACAAUCCUGGUAGAACAAGCCCUGGGGAAUCAUCAACCCUUUCCAAAGCAUCUGGAAAAGGCACUGUUGAAAUGCGACCGAGCUGGGAAGAGCCGUGUUCACCUCCCUUUAACCCCAGCACUUCUCUUAGUGCUAUUAUCAGGACCCCAAGGUGCUAUCAUAUCUCAUCACUGAAUGAAAAUGCUGCCAAGCGUCUCUGUAGAAGAUAUUCACAAAGGCUUAUUCAGCAUACUGCCUAUCAGCUAUUAAGAACAUACCCAGCUGCUACACGCAUAGACUCGUCAAACCCACAUCCUCUAAUAUUUUGGCUCCAUGGCAUACAACUGGUUGCUCUAAACUACCAAACAGAUGAUCUCUCCCUGCAUUUGAAUUCAGCCAUGUUUGAAGAAAAUGGAGGUUGUGGAUAUGUCCUUAAACCACCUGUUUUAUGGGACAGGAGCUGUCCAUUAUACCAGUUAUUCUCUCCGUUGGAUCGAGAUGUAGAGAACAUGGAACCAGCUAUAUAUUCAUUAUCAAUUGUUUCUGGACAAAAUGUGUGUCCGAGUAAUAGUACAGGAAGUCCUUGUAUUGAAAUUGAUGUUCUUGGGAUGCCAGUGGACAGCUGCCAUUUUAGAACUAAACCAAUACAUAGAAACACAUUAAAUCCUAUGUGGAAUGAACAGUUCCUAUUCCGGGUUUACUUUGAAGACCUCGUUUUUCUCCGCUUUGCCGUGGUGGAGAACAACAGCUCUGCAGUGACCGCCCAAAGAAUCAUUCCUCUUAGGGCCCUAAAGAGAGGCUACAGACACCUUCAGCUACGCAAUUUGCAUAAUGAAUCGUUAGAGAUCUCUACUUUAUUUAUCAACAGUCGAAGAAUGGAGGAAAUUCCUACUGGAAGUUCUCUGCCAGCGUCUUUGUAUUUCAGUUCAGAAGAAAGAAGAGAAAUAAAUAUGUUUAAAGUCACGGUACAUGGAAUUCCUGGACCAGAACCAUUCAAUGUAUUUAAUGUUAAUUCGGGAACAACUGCAAAACAACUUCUUGACCAUAUUAUGGCUACUAAAAAGCAACAUGAAGCAAACCCCACAGACUAUUUUUUGAUGGAAGAAAAAUGCUUCAUAUCUAAAGAUAAAAAUGAGUGCAAGAAACUGCCAUUCCAGAGAGCUAUUGGUUCUGAGGAAGAUAUUCUUCAGAUUCUGAAUAGUUGGUUCCCAGAGGAAGGAUAUGUGGGAAGAAUCAUUCUUAAAACUCAAGAAGAAAAUUUGAAUGACAAGAAUAUAUAUCAAGAAGAGAAGGAGGAAAAGGAGUUAGCUGUUAAUUCAGAUGAUGAAAGUUUUUUUGUCCAAGUACAUGAUGUCUCUCCUGAACAACCACGUACUGUUAUUCGAGCAUUGCGAUUCAGUACUGCGCAGGAUGUUAUUCAACAGGCUCUCAGCAAAGCAAAAUAUUCGUACAGCAUAGUGAACAACCCCAACCCAAGCGAUUAUGUACUCUUGGAAGAAGUAAUCAAAGAACCAUCAAACAAGAAAUCAUCUGCCACUAAGACGUCCCAAAGAGUCCUUUCUGACCACGAAUGUGUGUACCAGGCUCAGAGCAAGUGGAAGGGAGCAGGGAAAUUUAUUCUUAAAUUAAAGGAGCAGGUUCAGACAGCAAGAGAGGACAAGCGAAAAGGUCUCUCCAUAGCCAAUGAACUUAAGAAGCUAGCAAAGUCAAGCAAGCAGUCUCGGAAUCUCCCAUCACCUCAGAUAAUUUCAACAGAAGGUACCCAGAAUAAAGAUGAAAAACCUGCAUGCAGUUUGCCCUUCAGUGACAUCAAUGAAUAGGAACUAUAAUUGUGUGCAGCAUAUUUCUUACAGAUACUGGUGUAAGUGCUAGGAUGUUAAAACUGAAACAGAAAAAUGAAGAAAACCCUUCUUGGUAUAGCAGAGUUUUGAACGCACAUCCAUCAUUCUGUAGGAGGUCUUCUGCCCUUUGGU